This is a messenger RNA of Trichomycterus rosablanca, 1608 nucleotides long. It is a transcript of the gene slc2a6, whose product is annotated as solute carrier family 2 member 6. The transcript is spliced from 10 exons. The record is from RefSeq and is a predicted model, not a curated record. Gene Ontology annotation, molecular function: transmembrane transporter activity. Bases 1 to 1473 code for a protein of 490 amino acids. Lineage: Eukaryota; Metazoa; Chordata; Actinopteri; Siluriformes; Trichomycteridae. Gene Ontology annotation, biological process: transmembrane transport. Gene Ontology annotation, cellular component: membrane.
AUGGAGACUAAGCAGGACGAAGGAACUCCACUGCUGCCAAAUAAAACAAAACAAAUAAGAAAUGGCUGGCUCUACCUCACAGUGUUUUCAGCAGUUUUGGGUAAUUUCAUUUUUGGAUUUGCCCUGGUCUACCCCUCUGCAGUGAUUCCACAGCUUCAGACAGGUGACGACCCACGGCUGCACAUGGAUGUUCAUCAGAUAUCCUUGUUUGGGUCAUCUUUCACGAUUGGAGCUGCUGCUGGGGGGCUGAGCGCCAUGGUGAUGAACGACAAAAUCGGAAGAAAGCAUUCUAUCAUGAUAUCUGUCAUUCCUGCCACAGUGGGUUUUCUUGUGAUGGGGGCAGCACAGCAAGUUUGGAUGCUUCUCUUGGGUCGAUUUUUCACUGGCAUUGCUGGUGGCAUCACAGCCAGUUCUAUUCCUGUCUAUGUGUCUGAGGUUUCACAUCCAGGAGUGAGAGGAGCUCUGGGAUCUUGCCCUCAGAUAACAGCUGUUUUUGGAAGUUUGGCUCUGUACGCGCUAGGCUUGGUUCUGCCAUGGCGUUGGCUAGCUAUAUUUGGGGAAAUUCCCGUUCUGCUUAUGCUAAUCCUUCUCUGCUUCAUGCCGAUCUCCCCACGUUACCUCAUCACUCAUAACAGACACGAUGAGGCCAUAAAGGCCCUGAAAUGGCUCAGGGGCCCUGAUUCCAACUACAUGGCUGAAGUACAUCAAAUUGAGCGCAGUAUAAAAUCUCAGGUAAAAUUAAAGUGGUCGGAUCUUAAAAGUCCCUUUUUUUACAAGCCGAUCUUGAUCUCAGUGUUUAUGAGAUUCCUGCAGCAGAUGACUGGUAUAACACCUAUCCUUGUGUUUCUGGAGCCCAUAUUCCAGAAAACAGCCAUUGAAUUGGAGCCCAAAUAUGAUGCAGUACUCGUUGGAGCUGUUCGAUUGUUAUCUGUUGUGAUUGCUGCCAGUUUAAUGGACAAAGCUGGCAGAAAAGCUUUGCUUUUCACUUCAGGAUUUAUAAUGUUCCUGGCAAUGCAGACAAUGACCAUGUACACCCACAAAGUGCCAUGUGAUACCAGAAACGUUACUGCUGAGGUCCUGUCAGUGAAUAAUGGAACAGGGAUGGGUGCACUCUCAAAUUCUGGCACACUAAUUCCUCUUUUCAGUGUUAUAUUCAUAAUAUUUGGUUAUGCUAUGGGCUGGGGACCGAUAACAUGGCUGCUGAUGUCAGAAAUUCUACCAAUGAAGGCACGUGGCGUUGCAUCAGGCUUGUGUGUAAUGGUUAGCUGGCUGACUGCUUUUGCUCUGACACAGAUCUUCAUGCAUGCAGUGGAUUCAUAUGGGCUGUUUGCACCGUUUCUGUUCUUUAGUGUAAUCUGUGUGGUGAACAUCAUAUUUACAUCCAAGUGUGUCCCUGAAACCAAAGGCCGAACACUGGAAGAGAUUGAGAACUAUUUCAGAAACGGACGCUCCUUCACCAUAACAGACAGCUAGUUUUAGUUGUCCAUAUUACUUAUUAAGUAUUGUAGAAAUACUAAUAUUAUGUUUGGAAAUCAUAUAUGUAAAAAAUGUAUGCUCAUUUUAUGGCUUUUAAAUGAAAUGUGUUUAAAAGUGUGCUGUUAUUUCUUU